Molecule: messenger RNA, 2914 nt
Organism: Dalotia coriaria
Lineage: Eukaryota; Metazoa; Arthropoda; Insecta; Coleoptera; Staphylinidae
Gene: G9a
Product: histone-lysine N-methyltransferase G9a
Exons: 6
Coding region: 319-2709 (796 amino acids)
Biological process (GO): peptidyl-lysine dimethylation; negative regulation of transcription by RNA polymerase II
Cellular component (GO): chromatin; nucleus
Molecular function (GO): zinc ion binding; histone H3K9 methyltransferase activity; p53 binding
Source: RefSeq, a predicted model, not a curated record
GCUGUCAACGCACUUUCCUGCGGUGCUUGAGCGCGGUGUUGGUGUUGGUGCUCGUCCUGCAGUCGCAAAUGUCGAUUCUUUCAGAGUUUCGACUCGACAAUUAACCGAAUUAAGGGUGUAUAUAAUGUCUGACACGGAGUGAUCGCCGCUCCGCCGUGCAUCAAUGCACACAGCGCUGAUUUUCCGAUCGCGUCGCAAUUCAAUCGUGCGAGCGAUGCGCGUUUGUUUCAAAGUGUAAACAAAUCGCCGUCACCAAGUGUGGUGCAAUUGUGCGGCGAGUAACGCCUAAUUACCGUUGCUAGCGGAGGCCACACCAGCAUGGAGAACGGCAGCGCUGUCGCCGACGACGACCGGCAUUCCAUUCUUGGCGACGCCAAACACAAGAUACUCGGACAGAUGAAGAACCAGUUCAAUAGUUCUUCAGUUGGUGGAGCGUCUUCUUCAGAGAACGAUUUGCUCAUUGACGAGGAGGAAGACACCACUGACACGGACAGUACUGAGAAACCUGAUAAGACCGUCAAGGAGCUGGUGAAACCAGAGAGUGAAAAGUCUACGGAUGAAAGUGAGUCCACUGAAGAGGUGAAACCUCCAAUUAUUUUAAGCUUUCGCAAACAAGCAAAAGGUACAAAGUCAAAAAUGACGACACGAUCAGCUAUACACCGCGGUGUAGAAGUAGAAAAGAAAAGUUCUGAGCAUGACAGUGAAUCCGAAGGUUUGAAACGCUCCACACGUCGAAGAAGUAAAGAUUGUAAUGAAUCCGUUCUACAAUCAGCAAUUGCAAGGAAAGAGAAGUCAUAUAAUGAGACAUCAAAGCCACAACGGCUGACAAGACAACUAAAACCCACGCAGAAGAUUCUGGAUAAUAUUGCGGCAGCUGCCAAGGAUAAAUCACCACCAAAGAAAGAGAAAAAGCGCAAGACAAUCGCGGAAAACACGCGAAAACGCAAGAGCGAUGUAAGUUCAGAGUACGCAGAAUCAAAAUGUCGGCGGUCCGGACGACUAACACAAAACUCCGUCACGAAUAACAGCGAAAGCGAUUCGGAUACGAAACCACACGAAGAAAUCAACGGCGUUGAAGAAGAGCAAGAUUUCACGUCGCAUUUGGAUGCGGAUAGUGUCACGGCGCAGUUGAUUGCGUCCAGAUUAUGCGUGUGUACUAGUCCUACAAAAUACACACCGCUUUCUGAAUCGAGUAUUUUCUGCAAUGGUUUGGAUAGUAUUAACAACAGACUGAUCGGAUGCAAUAAUAGUGUAUGUAAGGAAAGCGCAUGGAUGCUACGACCGUCUACUAGGGUACCCUACAUGGUUCUCUGCAAAUUACACCGACAAAGACUACGAGACCACCAUUGUUGUGCGAUGUGCGGUGUUUUUUGCACGCAGGGUGGUUUCUUGCAAUGUUUAAACAAACAUCUCUACCAUAAGAACUGCAAGCUAUCAAUCGGCGCGCUUGAAUGUUGUCCGCACUGCGGCGCCACCGACAAGCAUCUGAGCGUGACGAUCACGAUGAAAACUGACUCGCCGCCGGUGUACACCGCUUCACAGUGCGUCGGAUCUGACCGAAACCCACCUAAGAAACUUACUCCCAAGAAACCAGCAACGGGCGAUUCAAAGAAUGCGGCGAAAUCAGCGGAGAAAAAGGUGUUUAAAGAGUACUAUGAUGAUUUGAAAGAAGAAAAGUAUGAUGAGGAUGAAGAUGAAAUGGAAAUUAUGGCGCUGGAGCAGAAAACACGGCUGCAAAUCAAGAAGGAAGUUGAUGACUUGGACGAGGAACAAGAUGCGCCGUUGAUUACUUGUGAUGAUGAGUUGGAGGAGCUGGAGAAGUUGGAAAUGCAGCAGUCGAAUGACACAGAGCGAGGUGGAACUCCACAUAGUAUUCAUGAGUUGUUUGAGGCGAUUAAAAAUGGUUUAUAUGCUGAAGUAGCGACACUUUUAGGUGAAACUGAUCUCAACUUAUCACAACUAAUAAAAUAUCCGGAAAACAACGAUGAAAAUCAUGAUGAAGCCGAUUGUGGCACCGUCCUGCACUAUGCCGCCAUGAACGGCUUUGUGCCUAUUAUGCACAUGCUCAAAAUUGCUGAUAUGGAUCUCAACUUGCCAGACAGCGAGAAUAAUACACCGCUUAUGGUUGCAAUCUCGCAUUUUCAAUCGGAAGCAGUUAAAUAUUUCACUACUGCUGGUGCUUCUGUAACGGCAAAAGGCACCGAUGGUAUGACAGCGUUACACUUAGCAUGCAAAUGUGGUAAUUUGCAAGCAACAAAAGAAUUAUUACUAGCUGCAGCGCACAUAAAAGGUUAUAUUGAUUGUCAGGAUGACGGCGGAUGGACGCCAUUAGUCUGGGCAUGUGAACAUAACCAUGUUGAUGUUGUGAAACUUUUGCUUAGCGAAGACGCAAACCCGCAGAUUGCGGACGUUGAAGGAAAUGUUGCACUGCAUUGGGCCGCGUUUGGUGGGAGUAUUGCUAUUGUAGAGUUGAUUUUAAACUUUGGAGGAAAAGUUGAUAGUGUUAAUGAUCAAGGAGACACUCCUUUACAUAUCGCAGCGCGUCAUGAUAACUACAAUUGCGUGAUGGUUUUUGUCACGCGCGGCGCCAGUUUUGCUAUAAAGAACGAUAACGACGAGACAGCGUUGGAUUGCGCACCUGCCGGAAGCAAAAGUCAUCAGACGCUGGUGGUAAACAACAAGUUAAAGGUUUUAAUCAAUAAGAAGUGAAUAUAACGAAGCCAAAGAUAGAGAAGACAUGAAAUAUCAAUUAAUGUAUAUGAAUUUCUUUUAAUAUUAGCAUGUAUCAUGUUUCGGAUUCGAUUUUACUGCCAUUAUGAUAAGUUGUUAUCGUUUUCAUUCGAAUAGUUGUAUAAUUGUAUUCGAAUUUUAAAUUCAGUCAGUAUAUAAGCAAUACAAUAUUUAUUAGUAUGCA